Messenger RNA from Aplysia californica (California sea hare), 1749 nucleotides. RefSeq lists its product as uncharacterized. The transcript is spliced from 5 exons. The record is from RefSeq and is a predicted model, not a curated record. Bases 563 to 1390 code for a protein of 275 amino acids. Lineage: Eukaryota; Metazoa; Mollusca; Gastropoda; Aplysiida; Aplysiidae.
UAUAUAUAUAUAUAAUGACAAAAAUGAACACAAGUUAUGCCCCCCCAAAAAAUAUGUAAAAAGGUUUGAGGCCAGGGGGAGCUAAGGUACACAUUUAUUGAUCAACUUAUAGCAACAGGAAUUUCCAUGCUUGAUUUGUUUUUAGGUGGUGUAAAACAUUUUAACAGCGACACAACAUGACAAUUUCGGGAGAACAAAGAACAUUUUGUGCCAGUACUUUAGAUUUCACUUAAAGGGCGCGAUCAGUCUUUCAUUAAAAAAAUUAAUAAUAAAGCAUUCACAGACUAAAACGUUGUUACUCUUCCGCAUCCCCACCCCCUACUUAAACACCCAACCUGAAAUUUCCCGCCUACACUAUUCUCCAAUCAAUCAUCAUCCAAUCAUUUCACAGCAGCAGUUCUAGCCCCGCCUUCCGAAGGGCGGAGCCUCUGACGUGGUACAAAUAAAUACACUCCUCUGGCUUCCGUUUCGAGGAGAGCUCAGUGUCCCUUGCUUCCCCUCUGAGUCUUCUUCUUCCCAGAGAAGUGAGUUCUAUUUGGAGACGAAAACGACGACGAAAAAGAUGUUUGUGUUCGCCGCCGUGACAAUCCUUGCAUUAUCAAAUGCCUGCCAAGGUUACAAUCUAGUAAGCUCUCUCCGCUCUGUGGUGUCACAAGAAGUAUCCCAGGUAGAGGGCAGACUUGCUAAAAAAUUGGAAACUUUGAUCAGCUUACAGAAUGCUGGGGGCAGUGGUGCUUCCUGCUCGGCCGCGUCUGGCUGGGGCCGCCCGUUUAACGUGUUCGGGAAAGGUGACAAUUACUACUUGGCGUUCCGCGGAACGGCUGGGGUGGGCUCCUCCGUCUAUGAGGCUUACAUCGGAGACUACAGCAAGAAACCAAUGCGGAACAUUGAACCGUGCUGCACACAGGUGAACGGAUCACUUCCUUGCUCCGGGCAUUACCGUAAUGCGGGCAUUUUGAACAACUGGCAGAAUAUCGAAGAGGUGGUCGUGGCUCUGUACGAGCGUGGUGUUCUCAAACAGUCCUUGACCUUUGACGCCGCCGGCACAGACUACCUGUCCUGGUUCAGCCCUGCCAAUCUCAAGGACGCUGGAAAGUGGCAGGAUCUGAAGGAAAAAACCACCAACUUCUUCUCCAUUGCUGGGGAUACCCUGUGGAAGCGCCGUUUCUUCAUUAACCACCUCUACCUGGGAUGUCUGGCUGAUAAUGGUUGGUUCCUGGCCAUGGAUAACCCUCUGCCCCCAUGUCAGUAUGAAAAGUAUUCGUCUUUCCCACAGUUCUUAUACAGCAGUGGCACCGGACGUAUGACAUGGUCUUCCAGCGGUGAAGUCGCCCAAGCUGACGUCAUGGCAAUAUUUGUAAAGCCAUACAACGGCUGCAGAAGCAAAUAACUUUUUAAAAGUAUAACAUAAUUUUUUUUCUCCUUUACCUGAACUUCUAAAAAAAAAGGAAGAUACUAUCCUUCAACGAAAACAACGUAAAGACAUUAGUGAAUGAUGGUGAUGGCCUUUCAAAAAUAAACGAAAUGCAUCUAAACAUAAGUAGUUAGAAAACUGUUUUUGGUCUUAACUACAUUAUGGUGUUCUGAGAAAGAUGUAGAAUCGGUGUGCAUAAAGCACUGUUACAAGUUAAAUAUCUUUACAUAUAUUAUACACAUUUUUACUGCGUAAAAUGUAUCCUUUUGAGCAAAGAAAAUUGAGACAUGAAUAAAAGAACCAAAAAUCAUUCAGUUCGUAAGUGCUGAGCAAGA